Messenger RNA from Micropterus dolomieu (smallmouth bass), 911 nucleotides. RefSeq names its product DNA-directed RNA polymerase III subunit RPC9-like. The record is from RefSeq and is a predicted model, not a curated record. Lineage: Eukaryota; Metazoa; Chordata; Actinopteri; Centrarchiformes; Centrarchidae. The coding region runs from base 76 to 519 and encodes 147 amino acids. The transcript has 6 exons. Gene Ontology annotation, cellular component: RNA polymerase III complex. Gene Ontology annotation, molecular function: nucleotide binding. Gene Ontology annotation, biological process: transcription initiation at RNA polymerase III promoter.
CGGCGGAACAUUUGACCCGGACUACAUUUUCCACACGGGCACAGAUACUACGGACCGAACGACGCACCAGGCGAAAUGGAAGUGAAAAAUGCUAACUCUGCUAUGCUCAGUAACUAUGAGGUGUUCAAACUCCUCACAGACCUGAAGGAACAGAGGAAGGAAAGUGGGAAGAACAAACACAGCACCGGGCAGCAGAACCUCAACACCAUCAUGUAUGAGACGCUGAAGCACCUGUCAAAGACGCCCUGCAGCAGGCAGAGUCCAGAGAUCGUCAAAGAUUUCCUCACCACCAUGAAGCCUCACAAACUCACAAAGGCAGAAAAACUGCAGCUCUUGAACCACCGGCCACAAACAGCUGUGGAAAUUCAGCUGAUGGUGGAAGAGAGUGAGGAGCGUUUAUCAGAGCAGCAGAUUGAGGAGCUCAUCCAGACAGUCGCAGACGUCCUACCUGGUGACCCGGAGCAGGAAAACACAGCUGCAGCCGAUGCAGAGAUAGAUGAAACCGGUGAAGAGUCGUGAUGCAGUGACAGGCCAGGAAUGAGCCAUAGGUGGAGAACUGGAGUGAAGGCUAGGAUUACUACAGAAGUGGACUGGUUACUUUUACCUCCAUUUUGCAUCACUGCUUGAAAUGAACAUGCUGAGAAGGGAUGCACAAUGGCUGCCUGGCUGUGGCCAGAAGGACCUCAGACAAAUUUAAUGAAUGGAAUAAAAUAAGCAGAAUGCUUCUCAUUUGCAUUUAGGCAUAUAAAUACAACUGGAUUCAAAUGAAACAUGCACACCCUUUCAUAAGUGCAAGUUUUUGAACAGUGAGACACAGACGUAAUAUGAUUGGUCUAACUUGUAUUUCAGAUGAUGUUCAUGCAGGGACGGUCUGCUAUCAUUUUUCUCAUAAAUUUUCUCUCAUAAAUGUA